Messenger RNA from Alexandromys fortis (reed vole), 2340 nucleotides. Its product is annotated as extracellular calcium-sensing receptor-like. The transcript is spliced from 8 exons. Gene Ontology annotation, cellular component: plasma membrane. The record is from RefSeq and is a predicted model, not a curated record. Gene Ontology annotation, biological process: G protein-coupled receptor signaling pathway. NCBI's taxonomy places the organism in Eukaryota, Metazoa, Chordata, Mammalia, Rodentia, Cricetidae. Bases 1 to 2340 code for a protein of 779 amino acids. Gene Ontology annotation, molecular function: G protein-coupled receptor activity.
AUGUGGCUGUGUACUCUCUUUCCUGUUCUCUUUGGCUAUGUGUCUGUGUCUGCUCUUUCUGCACCAAGAGCCUGGCUUUUGCCAAAGCAGAGGCGUUACUUUGACCGUCCUGGGGAUGUAAUAGUGGGGGGCAGCUUCUCCAUCUUUGAUCUCUCUAUUGGUACCCUGUCUGACUUCACUGUCCCACCAUCAGGACUGCUGGCUUCAGACGUUUCCAAGUGGGGCUACCGCGUGGCCCAGAGUUUCGUCUUUGCCAUCGAGGAGAUCAAUAGGAGUGCUCACUUGUUGCCCAAUUUGACUCUGGGCUUCUCCAUUCGAAACUCUGGGGACUCAGUGCAUGGAGCCGUCCACGAGACAAUGAGCUUUCUCUCGAGGCAGGAGGAUCCCAUCCCCAACUAUACCUGCCAGCAUGGCUCUCCUCAGGCUGCUCUGGUUGGGGACACACGGUCAUCCCUGUCUGUCUCCAUGGCCAGACUUCUGGGGCUGUACAAGUUUCCCCAGGUCAGUUAUUCGUCCUCACUACCCAGCCUAGGUGACAAGAUCCAGUUCCCAUCUUUCCUUCGGACCGUGACUAGUGACCUUCCAUCUUGCCGAGCAAUGACCCAGCUGAUCAUUCACUUUCAGUGGUCCUGGGUGAUCAUUCUGGCCCAUGAUGAUGACUUUGGGCAGCAGGCCAGCUCUCUGGCCAAUCAGGAGCUGAGUCCAGCUGGUGUGUGCAUUGAGUUCACCCUCCAUGUCCCUUCCCAUGAGUCCAUGGGGAAGAUUGGAGAGAUUGUCCAGAAGAUGCAGAAAUGCACAGCCAGGGUUGUUCUGGUUUUCCUAAGUAAUUCCAAUUUCCUACUUAUUCUUCAUGGCCUACUGGGUGUCCCUGUCUCAGGGCAGGUCUGGGUCAGCAAGGACACUACGCACAUGGCACUUGCCCUCUCUAUUCCAGGCAUUUCCCAGGUAUUGUUUGGAACAUUUGGCAUUCUGUUUCACAGCAGCAGGGCUACUGGCUUCCCUGAGUUCCUUGCUAACCUGCGCCCCAGCCAGACUCCAGAAGACAUGUUCAUAAAGAAGUUUUGGGAGAUCACCUUUGAUUGCACAUGGCCCGACCAGAGCAGCCCAGUGACAGAGGGUGUCCAGCUGUGCUCAGGGAAUGAGAGUCUGAUAAACCAGCAGUAUCCUUUCCCAGAAGUGAGUCGAACUGAUGCAGCUUACACAGCUGUCUACAGCAUUGCCCAUGCCCUGCACGACGUGAUAACCAGUGGACAGCAGGAUGGGAAAAGUACAGACUCCCAGGACUUCCAGCCCUGGCAGCUGCUUCAAGCUCUUAGGAAUGUGCACUUCAAGACUCCCGAUGGAAGUGAAAUUAUAUUUGAUGCCAAUGGAGAUUUGGUGACAUACUUUGAUAUAUUCCAAGGACAGAAGACCCCUGAUGGUGUAUUCCGUUCAGUCCAUGUAGGAAUGAUAGACCCUCAAGUCUCUUUGGGGAACAAAAUGAUGGUCCAUUUGAAGAACAAAAUCCAAGUGCCCACCUCUGUCUGCAGUGAAAGCUGCCUUCCAGGGUUCAGCCAAGUGCCCAGGCUGGGAGCCCCCCAAUGCUGUUUUGAUUGCAGUCCCUGCCCCGAGGGACAGUUUGCAGACAAAAAAGACAUGAAGAGAUGUCUCCUGUGUCCCAAGGAACAGUACUCGAGCCACACCAGAGACCGCUGCCUGCCCAGGACAGAGAUCUUCCUGGCCUUUGAGGAACCUCUGGGAUUCAUGCUGGCUUUGGUGGCACUCUUCCUGGCUGGUCUGGCUCUCCUGGUUCUGGGAGUGUUCCUGAAGCACAGGGACACCCCCGUGGUCAGGGCCAACAACAGAACCCUCAGCUACUUCCUGCUGAUCUCCCUCUCCCUCUGUGCCCUGUGUGCCUUGCUGUUCCUUGGCCGCCCCAGUGUCCCCACGUGCCUCCUGCGUCAGACGACCUUUGCUGUGGUGUUCACGGUGGCCGUCUCCUCUGUUCUGGCCAAGACUCUCACAGUGGUCCUGGCCUUCAGGGUCACCAGGCCAGGGGCCAGGAUCCAGGUGUGCCUGAGAACAGUAAAGACCACCCAGAACAUGGAUUGGUGGAUCAACACAGUGGAGACACAUGGAGGGCCUAUGCAGGGGCUACAGAGUGUGAACAAUGUGUUAAAUAUUUCACUUCAGCUACUGGGCUGUUUGCUUCUUUCUGCAAAUGAUGCCCAGAACUGUGACCGUGAAUGCAAAGAGAAACCUCAGGAGGAGGAGAUAAAACUUUUAAUGACUCUGGGAUUUAGUGGUCACCCACCUCCACCAUGUCAUGAUCAAUAUUCUCCUCACAGCCUGCAAACCUAG